Glarea lozoyensis ATCC 20868 is the source of this 597-nucleotide messenger RNA. RefSeq lists its product as uncharacterized. The record is from RefSeq and is a predicted model, not a curated record. The coding region runs from base 1 to 597 and encodes 198 amino acids. NCBI's taxonomy places the organism in Eukaryota, Fungi, Ascomycota, Leotiomycetes, Helotiales, Helotiaceae. The transcript has a single exon.
AUGGCUGGAAAUGAGGAAAGCGAGGGAGAAGAGAACCAAGAGAAUGAGGAGAGCAACGCCGAGGAUAACGACGAUGAAGACGACCAGGACGAAGACUUUGAUGAUCAAGAAGAUGGCGAUCAGAAAGUUCCAAACGUCAUUUUGAAGGCAUUUAAAUCCAAAGAAUUUACGAUUCUAUAUGAAUCGAUCAAAGAUGGUCAAACAGUUGGUAUGGAUCAAAUACUCAAGAUGGCUUCCUCUCCAGUGGUUAUGGCGGGUAUUACGGAGAUCCUCAAGAAGAUGGGCCCUAAUGGUGUCAGCGCUGCCGAACUUGCAACGGGUGCGUCAAGUGCGAUGGGAUUAUUAGAGUCAUUAUCGCUUGGAAAGACAGGAGGUGAAACUGAGGAGGAUGAAGGAGAAGACGAUGAAGAAGAAGAAGAAGACAACGAAGACGAAGACGAUGAAGAAGGAGACGAUGAUGAGCAGGACGAAAAUGAGACCGAGGGUGAGGAAGAAAACACGGAAGAAGAAGGCAUUGACGAGGAGGACGAUGAGGAGGACGAUGAAGAGGAAGAGGACGAGGAUGAUGAAAACGAAGAGGAUGAUAACAAAGAGUAG